This is a messenger RNA of Paramacrobiotus metropolitanus, 1237 nucleotides long. Its product is annotated as short coiled-coil protein A-like. Gene Ontology annotation, cellular component: trans-Golgi network. The record is from RefSeq and is a predicted model, not a curated record. Lineage: Eukaryota; Metazoa; Tardigrada; Eutardigrada; Parachela; Macrobiotidae. The coding region runs from base 378 to 803 and encodes 141 amino acids. The transcript is spliced from 5 exons.
UGCCCGUCUCUUUCACAGUGAAGUGAAAGUCCAAAACUCCAAAUGCCCUUUUAAACGUUUGUCUUCUUGGCCCAAGAAUCUUGGGAUCUGUUUUUAACAGUUGUUACUUUACGGAUUACACUUCCUACCUCGUUACUUUAUUGAAAAAUAUCUGAUUAUCUUUAAGAAUACUUAAUACUGUACUGUUUGUAAGCAGCCGUAUACUGCGUAUAAAUACAGUGUACAGUCAACAGCGGGAUCUAACCAUAAGUGGGCUUGUUAGUUGUUACCGUUUGCAGUGCAUACUGCAUAGAGGGCUUCGUUAUAAGGCAAAACCAACCUUGAGAACCUGAGCAGCAACGUUUUGCUCCGUAAUAUUUAAACCGAGCGAAAUAAUCAUGGACAUCAAAAGUCCCAUUAUGGAACAGCUUCCAAAUAUUCCGCUGGCUGAUGAAGAUGCCCCUGAGAUUCCUGAAGCUGAGGAAGGAGAGGAUGGUGUCCAGGAAGAGCACGAUGCCCAAAGCGUCAUUGACGAUGGUAGCAAAAGCGUUGAUUCUUUCAGCUUCCAGAACGAUGAUGCAAGUUUGGACGAAGCGGAGGAAAAAGCACGAUUGAUUGCACAAGUACUGGAACUGCAAAACACUCUUGACGAUUUGUCACAAAAAGUGGACAGCGUGAAGGAAGAAAAUUUGAAACUGAAGUCGGAGAACCAGGUUCUGGGACAGUAUAUCGAAAAUCUAAUGAAUGCCAGCAACAUUUUCCAGUCGACUUCCCGCAACGUGAAGAAGAAGUCUCUUAAGGGUCGUCCAAAACCUGCACCAUAGUUUCGGCCACGCUCCUGCAGUGGAUGGAAUGAAGCUAGAAUGCCGCUGUUGUUACAUUUCUCCCUGGCAUGACUUCAUGGCGCAUGGACAUGAAAAUUCUUCCUUUCUGUUUUUGCAGUAUAGUACUUGCUUUUAUCCUUGAAUUCGGCUUUCUGAUUUUUGUCUAGUCAGUGUGUAGAUAUAUGCUUGGUUUGAUAUUUCGAUUUCUGCUUUAUACGUGGUCUCUUAUUAAUAUUUUACAAGGUUGUAAAGUUACUUACUUUAUACGUGCGUAUACUCGUACAGAUGUACAAUUGAACAUUUAUUGCGGCGUUUUGCGCACCUGAACAGCUGAUCCUUUCCAUUUGAAUUUGUAGCAGCGUGAACAAUUUCAUUGGUGUAGUUACGUAUUUAAAUUACUCAGUAGGUGAACGAAUGGUAAUAAAUGCUCUGGA